AUGUUGUUCGGACUUUAUGUCUCGGCAUCGAUUCUGGCCGUUUUAACGAGUAUUGCGGGACGUUUCGGCGAAAAUGAUGGAUGUCCGUUUGGCAAGCUCAGCCGUUGACUCACCACUCGACACUAGGGCGUUUACUCUUUUCGGCAUUCCUUCACAACUCUUUUUUUUUUGCUCCUUCUAGGUUGAAUUUCGUGUUUUGAGUUGCGAUUGAUCGUUUUGCUUCGUUCAGAGGAAAUUUAAAGCAGAAAAGUUCAGAUUUAGAAAAAGUUUUGUUUGCAAAAAUGGUCCUGCAACGAAUAGUCCAACAAAUCAUUGAAUUAUUAUUUUCUUUUUUGUUCCUUUCUUGUUUAAAGGAUUGUGUUGAGUUAGAAGUAUCAGAAACACUGUCAUUUACAAAAAAAAAUGGUCCUGAAACGAAUAGUCCAAUGAAAUUUCGGAUUAAAUGAUUUUUUUGUUUUUUCUUCUGCUUUUAUCGCUUCUUCCAUGCCCAAUUUCGUGUUUUGAGUUGCGAUUGACCGUUUUGUUCCUUUCAAAGAGAAUUCGAAGCACAAAAAAAGAUUUUGUAGGGGUAAAUCAAGGUCUUCCAAAGAAGGGUCUUUUCCAAUUUUUGAAAGAUUUUUCGAGGAUUUGUGCUAUUUUUAUUUUAUUUGAUAAAUUAUUCAUGUAAUCAGCCCGUUUACAACGGAAGCAGGUCGAUUAGGUAUCAAAUGAUUCUUCGUAUUUUUUUCUGGUCUGACUGUCCGUGAGGUUUUUGAGAUAUUUUUGGAUAUUUUUUUAUAAUUUGUUAGCUAUCAGUUUUAAAAAAAAUGGUCCUGGAACGAUUUAUGAUAAAUUGAACUCUAUUUUUAUUUUAUCUCUAAAUUAUAAAAAAUAAAUCUGUCAGAAAUGCUGCAAAUGAAGAAGAACCUGACUUUCAGUAUUUCUCGAAGUCAAGAUCGAAUCACCUUUGCUGUUUCCAAGUUUCGAGGAAACUUAAUCUUAAAUCAUACGCCUUAAUCCUCUAGGUACACAAACAUCGAAAAGAACGGUGUUCGUUCUGAUUUGGCCCCCUUUCCCUACCGUCAUAAAUCACUGUGGCGACGUUGCGACGACACCAUGUACUAUCAAUUUUUCUCUCAUUUUCCUUGGUUUUCUUCUUCUUCUCUGCCCCUACGUUUGUUUUUUGGGUGAUUUUAAUGCUUGUUUUUCAUUUUGAAAAUGAGAAGUAAGCUGUUUUCCGCCAUUUUACCAUUAAAAGUGAAGCUUCUCAGAAAAAUAAUCGUUUUUUUAAAUAGAAACAGUUUCGAAAAAGUUGUGUUUUUUUCAAAUAUUUCCUCAUUUUUUUGAACUUUUUUUAUCUUAAUGCAAGGAAAAAUUUUGUUUUCUGCCUAUUUUACCAUCAAAAAAUGGACCUUUCCAAGAAAAUGGUGGUGAAAAAUAUUUCUUCUUUAUGUCAAAGUUUUAACAAAUCCUUCAUUUUAUCCAUUUUUAAACGCUUUUACGCUUAGAAAUACAUAUAAAACAAACAUUUCUCAACGUUUUUUUCAAGUAAUUUUCAUUUCGAAAAUUUCAACCAAUAUUAGAACUUUUUCGACCCAAAAGAACCCUUUGACGAUUGAAACAACAUUGUAACAGCCAUAUGUACAUCUCCGAUCUGAAGCCACAAAAGUGAAACCGAAGAAGAAAAAGAAAACCCAUAGAUUUAAUGGCUUUUCUGUUUGUCCUUUCCUUUUUUUCUUGUGAGAGUUUAGAACGAAAGCGUCCUUGUAUUUCUUUCCAAAUACCUGGAGAUGGAGGCCUUUUAGUUAUAUCUUUCUGAAAUUCCUUUCAAACGUCCAUUUCAUUUAUAUUCACGGGCAAAGUCCUAAAGGUCUCAAAAAGGACUUUUGGAAAAAAAAGCCUUUAAAUGGCCUUAAAGGCGCCUUUUUUCUAGACCUUUUUCUGAAUAAAACCUUUUAAAGAGGUGUAAAAAAAUAAGGCGGAAAAAAGAUGGAAAAAAAAGAAUAUUCCGAGAAACUCUUCAUACCUUUUUAAAAACUCAAAAAGGAGCUUUAGGCUCUACUUUUUAAGGCUUUUAAUUUCAUUUAGAUAAAUUGAAGCUUCAAAAUCGUCCCCGUCUUCUAAAAAUAGCCGUCAGAGAGUGAAAAAGACAACUUGAUUUUAGAGAGUCAGAGAUAUUUUCCAAUUUCGUGGAAGUUACUUGAACAAGGCAUGAUAUUUGCGCGGGUCUAUCCAGACUAACAAAGUAUUUUUCUGAAAAGUUCUCAAAAAUGUCAAAAUUAACGUUAAAAUGACCUACCUUUCAUUUUUUCUUCUGAAUUUUCAACGGUCAGAGAGAAAAUUCACACCACGCCUCAUUGAAUUUCGACGGCAGGUGCCCCCGCUGUCAUCUAAUUAUACUCUUUUAUUGCCACUGUUUCGUCUUUUCCCUUUUACUCCACCUGAAAAUUUCCGAUUCUUGACAAAUUUCGCAAUUUAUUGCUGGAUUCUUGGGCCAAACUAGCUUCACUUUUUUUGCUCCCUUUCAUGUUCGAAUCGUUGAAAGCUUCUAAAAAGAAUGUCCCCCCUCUCAAAGCACUUUACUUUUUAAAAGUAUAUUUUUCCUCCUUUUAAGCUCUCAAUUAAAUUGUAUAGAUUUUUCUCCGGAAAUUUUCUCGAUUCAUUAUUUGAAGCGAAGACGGCGUCGCCAUGACCGAAGGCUCGGCGACGAACGGCCACGUCGCCGGCGACAAAGACGCCAGUCUCACCCGACUUCUCGUCGCAGCUGACCUUUCCGGGUGAGAUAUCGAUGUUGAGCAUUUUGUUUCGAAAAAGGCUCUUUUCAAAGCUCAAAAUUAGAUAAAAGGCUAAAUUUUCCGAGCGAGAUAUCAAUUACAAGCCCAUUAUCACAAAACAAGACUCUUUCCAAAAGUCAAAAAUUGAUAAAAAAAAAUGUUGGCGCUGAUCCAGACUUGAGCCAAUAAAAAGCUCAAUGGGUUUUCAAAAAAAUUUUGAAGCAAUGUCAGAUCUUAUGAAAGUUCGAUAGAGUAGAAAAGCACCAAAAAAAACAGAAAAAAAACGAAGAACACAGGGCGAGUCUAUAGUUUUGACGCGGUCAAAAACAUGAUCUUUUGUUUUUUGAAGAAUUGUCGAUUGAAGGUCUUUUGUAAAGUAUUUUGAAUUUCACAUUUUAGAUGAGGUUUCUUUUAAAAUAAUUUUUAUUCUGCAAAAAUGUUCUUAGUUUUCCAAACAACUACAAAAAAAGUUAAUGAGUCGGUAGUUAUGACGCACAGUGAGAAAAAAAAGGUCCACACACCUUUUUUAAGACUUCAUUCACGUCUUUUCAAGAAUUUUGUGCUUAUCUCUGCUUUUCAGGGUUUCUCCUGUAAUUUUAUUCGAUCUUUUUUCACCAUCGUCUUUGAAUAAAAAAAUUCUCCAAGAAAAAGUCAUAAAAAAAGAACGAUUUCUUGAAUGUCUUUUCUCAACAAAAAAACUCUUUUUUUUCUGAUAUUUUUUUUCCGUGCCAUUGAAAUUUCAUUUUUUUCAAUGUUUUUUUAAAUUUCUUUUUCAAUUUUCACUCACUUCAUUUUCUUGUUAAGGUAUGAACGGGAAAUGAGGAAAAAGCUGAAACUUCGCAACGCCGGCGACCUUCAGUACGUUGAGGAGCUGGAUCUUUCUUCUAUCGGUUGAGAACCCUGUAAAAAAAUUUAUCAUAGUUUUUUUAGGAAUGAGCCGUCCUGAACAAAAGCGUCUUAGGAAAGAGUACACUAAAAUGUAUCCGAGCGGAUUCGUUGGAAAGUUGAAAAAGGUGCGGUUAUUCAGAAAAAUAGGAUAAUUACAAGGAAGAUAAAUUCAUUUUGCGGUUCGGAUUUUUCCGAAUAUUGACCAUAAUAUCCCUUGAUGUACAAAAUGAAGGUCCUGAGAGUUUUAAUCGGUAUAAAUUCCUAGUUUUCGAGAAAUGAGGUCUCAAAAUCUUAAACUCGCUUAUUUUAACGGAAUUUGUCGAUUUUUUCGCCUUUGAGAUUUCCUUCUUCUGAAAAUAGGAAUUUUUGUAGGUUAAGCUACUUUUUUGCGUUGAUCUUUCCCCUUUCUCACUUUUUUUUCUGCUCUUUACGAGCUUUUCCAAGCUUUCAAUACCCAGUAAAAAAUGAAAAGCUCAAACACUGGACCCUUCAAAUCUCCUUUCUGCGAGAAUCAUCAAAAAUACCGAUUUACCCAGAUUGGAAACUAGAAAAAAUUUUUUCUCAGGUUUUUGGACGAUCUGAAAGUUGCGAUCGGAAAGAAGCCGUCGCCCAGAGGGAAGACGACGAUCAACACGUUAUUCCUCUUGAAAAGUGACUUUUUUCUGUUUUUAUGUAAUUUUUUGGUUUUUCAGAAUCACUCUCUGCAAAGAGCUGGGUCACGGCGAAUUUGGUUCGGUCUGGCAAGCUUCCUGGAAAAAUAACGCCGAAGUUAUCCAGGUUUUUUUUUUAAAAAUAGCACUCCAAAUAUGAGCUUGAAAUCAAGUUUCGAGGAGGAUAAUGAAAUGUGAAAUAAAAAGCUAAUUCAUCUUCCGUCUUUAAUUUGAUAGUUUGUUUGGAUUCAGUUGUCUUUUAUCAUAGAUUACGAAGUGUUUCAUUAGCUCAAAAUUCAAUAGUUCAUGCCUUUAAAGUUUUUUUCUGCAGUUAGUAAAGAAUCUACCUAAGUGUUAAUUGGAAAACAUUUUUCUGGGCAUAAAUUCACUGAUGAGGAGGACGUGAACUUCUGAAAAUUCUUUGUAAUCAAAAGGGUAUUUUAAAAAGCUAUUAUCAUUUUUAUUUUGUUCUAGGUAGCGGUAAAGUGCGUGGCGGCGGAUAAGCUCCUCUCCUCUUCUUCAUCUUUCCUCCAAGAAGCCGCCAUCAUGACCCGCAUGAGACAUGACCAUGUGGUCCGGCUUUUCGGAGUUGUUCUCGACACCAAGAAGAUCAUGAUGGUCAGUUUUAUGGUGAAAUAUUGGCUACUGGCAUUGUUUUUGAGUAGAACGAUAAUCAAUCUGGAUAACAUAUAACAUUUUUGAAAUCAGUAUUCAAAAAAAAAAAGAUUCUCUUGAGUUGAGAGAUUUAUUCUGAGUGGGAGGAGAGUCUAAUCAUAAAGAUGUGAGUUUUUUUUCAGAAAUAUCUGGAAGAUUCUAAAAGGUAGAGGUUACGAAAAAUUGGAAAAUAAGUUGUUUUGACGUUGUCCUAGUGCAUGCUAGAGGUGUAUACCAUGUUUCAAAAAACCUCAAAAAAAAAUUAUUCAAUACUGCUGGGAAGUAAUACUAUUUGUGAAAUUGUGUAGAAGCUCUAAAUAGGGAAAAAUAGUUUUAGUUUGAAGCUUGGAGUUUUGAAUUUUCUGUAAAUUCUCCCUAACUCUCUUUGAAGGUCUAGGUUAAGAUCCUUGUUAAGGAAGUUUUGAAGAUAUGAUUCUUAAAAUGUCCAAGACAACAUAUUUUCUAAAACAAACAUUUUUAAACUUCCUGAAAUCAUAUCAUCGAAAGGAGUGUUUAUAAGAGAUUCACCUAGACCUUCACAGAGGAGGUCAUUUUACUUUGCGGUUGGGAAUUUUCUGAAAUAUGGCCAGAACGCCUCUUCAUGUACCAGAUGAAGAUCCUGAAGUCUCAACCUGCAAAACUUCCUAGUUCUCGAGAAAUGAAGUUCCAAAGACCCAAAAUAGCUCAUUUUAAUGGAUUUUGAGCGAUUUAUUAGAACUUACGGCGAUUUUUCUCAAAAACGAGAAAGUUUUGCAAGUUGAGACUUUCAGAAACUUCUUCUGGUACAUCAAAGUUCCAAACCGCUAAGUGGAAUGACCUCCCUUGUCAGAGAGAGUCGGCGCAAAUUUAUAAAAUUCCAAGCUUCAAACUAAAAAGAGCUCGAUUUCUCACAUAGGCCCUCAAAUUUUCCAUUAUUUUCCAGGUCUCGGAACUGGCCACCUGCGGAUCAUUGCUGGAAUGCAUCCAUAAACCGGCUCUUCGAGAUUCUUUCCCCGUCCACGUCUUGUGUGACUAUGCUGAGCAAAUGGCGAUGGUUUUCAUGAAUUAUUGAAUAUUUAUAAACUGUAUGUUCAGGGAAUGGCAUACUUGGAAUCUCAGCGACUGAUCCACCGAGACCUCGCCGCCAGAAAUGUUCUGGUUUUCAGUCCCAAAAAGGUAAUUUUUUGGUUUACAGUACGCUCAUAUGAAACUUAGAGAGAAACAGAUUAAGCCCAAGGCUACAGUAUCCUUUUCGCUUCGGAAUUUUUUUUGAAAAAAAAAUAUUUUAAAAGUGGUUUUUGUGUCUUUCUUCGUAGCAUUUUUUCAAUUUGAGAACUUUUUCGAAGGCUUUCUCUAUGCAAUCGUCAUUUCAUUGAUAUUUAUAUUGAAGUUUUACUUAAUUUACCAUAAUUCAUUUUUUUAGAAUGGCUCAUUUUUUUCUUUGCGGGUGUACUUUGAAUCUUGAAGCUUCUAUUGGAACUUUGGCAAACUUACGACUUUCUGCGCAAGUCGCUUUGUAGUCGGGCGCAACUUUAUGAUAACUGCGAUGGAGAAGCUUCAAUUACAAUACAAUACAAUACAAUUUAUUUAGUCUUCAGAGUAAGAUGGAGAAAUCUCUGCUAAAGCAUGGUAUAAUCGAAGAGUUAUCGUCGGCGCGGGUUACGGCCCACAAUCGUUGUCCAAUAAGUCUCGGCGAGACAGCUAGAGUUAGGAAUUAACGUGGCUCCGUUGCUAGUACCAGCAAAUGAAGUGCUUCACCAUGUUGGAACAGUACGGCGCACAGCUUGUCCAUGGCCAAUGGGCGUCGGAAUGUUAUCCCAUGAGAGCGGCAAUGAGACCGACUAGUCGACGUAAUGAAAUGAGAUAAUAAUAAUGAAGAAGCUUCACACCGAGUCAUUCUAACUUGAUCCACGUCGAUUAUAAUUAACUUUUUUCCAAACUUUUUUUUUUUCGUAGUUUCUGUUGAGUAUGUAGGAAUUAAUAGAUCACGUGGGAGAUAAGACCACUAUAUAAAGGCCUGUUCACACAGCAUAAUUCAUAAUACAAAAACUCACCCCGGCCUCUACUCCAGCUUCUGACAUGCCCUCUUUGGCGGCUACACUGUCACACGUCACGAGCCGCCAUGUGACGGUGUAGUCGCCGGAGAACGGAUGUCGGCAGCUGGAUUAGAAUCCGGUCAUGGAACGGCGGUCAGUUGUUGUGGGACGGUGAGAUUGCCGAAGAGGGCAUGUCGGAAGCUAGAGUAGAAUCCGGGCAUGGAACGGCGGCUAGUUGUUGUCGGGCGGUGAGAUCGCCGAAGAGAGCAUGUCGGAAGCUGGAGUACAGGCCGGAGAGAGUUUGUAUAUCAUGGUCCACGAACAGACCUUCAUAUAGUGGUCUGAUCUUCUCCGUGAUCUAUUCAUACCUACAACAGUUUCUUUUACCGGCUUCCCAUGUAAUUCUUUGUGCAACCCUCAAUUCAGCAAUUACCCAUUCUCAGGUGAAAAUAUCGGACUUUGGCUUGUCGAGAUCUCUGGGAGUCGGUGAAGACUACUACCGAAGUGAAUUUACGCCUUCGCUCCGCCUCCCAAUUGCCUGGUGUGCUCCAGAAUGCAUCAACUUCUUGAAGGUUCCUUCAAAUCAGAAUCGUUUCUUUCUGAACCUCAUUUCCUAUAGUUCACCUCGAAAUCUGACGUCUGGGCCUACGGAGUGACACUUUGGGAGAUGUUCACCUACGGGCAGAUGCCGUGGCAAGGCAGGAGUGGCGCUCAGAUUCUGGAGGCUGUUGAUCGAAGAAGAGAGCUUCUGGAGAGACCCUCCGCGUGUCCCGAAGACAUCUACGAACUGAUGAAGGAGACCUGGACUCAUGCUCCAGAAAGACGUCCAACCUUUGCGGAGAUCGUGGAGAAGUUCCCUGAGAGGUCUUUUUUUCUUGAACUUCCAGAGAAAUCCUUGAGUUUCAGGCGGGUCCAAACCGUCAGAGCCAUUUCCGAUUGCUUCGACAACGCUGCCGACCACUUGAACUUCAAAAAGGAUGAUCUGAUCGUUGUUAUCGAUCGAUUGUAAGUCUAAGAUCUUCUUUUUCAUGGGAAGAACACGAAAUACAAUUAAAAUCCGAGUCCCUCUAGUGGCCACUCUAAUUCAUGUCCCACGUUGCUUUUUUAUGGCUAUCUCCCAGUUUCCACACGAAUUUUCUGAAAAAUGUUGGGAUCGUUGAAAUAAAUAAAAAAAUUGAAACGGGUUUUUUGCAGGGGAAGUUUUAGAGAUUUUUAGAUUUCCUUUUCUGAAAAUCAUCUUCCACUUUUAUGCGAUUUUCAGUCCGGCUGAAUAUCCGGAUGGUUAUUACUGGUUUGGCUCUCUCAGAAAUGGCAAAUUGGGACUCUUCAGGCCAUCGGACACUGUCGCCCAUCUUGGUUGGUUUUUUUUCAAGAAAACAAUCCUUCAGCAGCAAGAAAUAAGUAAAUCUCAAGGAAAGCUUAAUAAUUUCAAGGUUCCGAAGCUCCAGCAAAUAAUGGUACGACGUUGAACAGCGACAUGAGCUUCUCCGAGAAGAAGAAGGACAGUGAGAAGAAGAACCAGAAGAAGGACAAGGAGAACGAACGAGAACGGAGGAAAGCCUUGAUCAGUGAGCCGGUCGGAGAAGUCCGACACACGUGUCACGUCGGUAUUGAUGGGACCGCCUUCGGACUUCUUCAGGUGCAUCUGAAAAACUUAUUUUCGAACUAUUUGGCUCUGCUCUCAGUUUUUAUUGAAAUCGUGAAUUCUAGUCGUAUCUGUUUGGAAUGCAAUUUUGAGCAAAAAGAAUCAGUUCAGAUCGAAAAAAGACGCAAAAGUGGAGCACAAAUGAACCUUUUUCAAGCCUUUAAAAUUAUUUUUGGUUACCUUGGAUUUACCGAUUGAAAAAGUAAAGCCUUCGAUGGAGCUCAAUUUCCGAUUGAGAAAAGAAAUAAAAUAGUUUUAAGAAAAAAAAAAGUUUUUUCAUACUUCCCCUGCUUUGAAUUUUUGCCCUUGACGCGUUCUGAAAUCAGCCUGGCCAAACUUCUUUGUUCAAACUGCUUUUCCAGCUCGACAAGAAGGACUUGACCCCGUCGGCAGUGUCCCCAUCUGCGUCUCAUACUCCUCGUCAAAUGUCCUCUCAACCUUCUCCAGCUCCUUCCCAUGUAACUCACCAUGAGUCAUUCUCCUUGAAACUGCUCUUUCAGGCCUCUUCCUCCUCCUCGGUCCAAUUCCGCGACGUCCCUUCCAGAAAGGCGAUAGUCAAAGAGACAAUGUCCCUCCGAGACACGUCCUCUUUGAGUAAGGUGAAUGAUAUUCCUAUCAUUGGGGCCAUUAUUACCUUCCUUUAUUUAGUUUCUACAUUGAUUUUUACAUCUUCUAUUCAAAUUAUUUAUGUUCUUUCAAGUAAAACGCCUUUUUUUUCGAAGAUUUUUCAACACCCCAUGGUUAAAUUGCUCUUCGAGCUUUUCCUUUUUUUUUUUGCUUCCAAUUAAAAAAGGUACUUAGGACGCCUUGAACCUCCGCGAGGCUGUAUCGCCACCGCAAUAUCGCGCGCCAUCACAACCGCCGACGUCUUCAACGUUACUCCACGCGACGAGCUCCCUCCGCUCCAAUCACAAUUUCCCGCUCAUUGAUGAUGUUUGGAGCUUUUUUGAAGCCCUUUGAAAUGGUUUUUUUUGAAGAUUUGUGAGCAGUUCGCUUCGUUGGAACGGGACAGAUCUCGAGGGACAAUAACUCCCAGCGCGCCUCCGCUUACUGUAGGUUUUCAGUAAAAAAAAAAGGUCUUUAAGCCCACUUAAAGAUGGCAAAAAUUUGAAUCUUUUCAAAUUCAUUGAAGCUGAGUGUACCUAUGGAUAAUUUUAAAAUAAUCUUUAUUUUUGAAAAAAAAAAAUUGACAACGAAAAAAAAGCGAAGACAGCUCAAGACUGCUCUGUGAGAGUCUUGCUGAAAGAUCCAAAGUUUAUCAGAGUUUUUCAAGGCUUCGGCAGCGAAUUCCCUGAAAACGAACCUCCAAGGGCUAUCAAUUGCUCUGAACAAGCAAGACGACGCCGAGGAAGAACGAUGGCUGGCGACGGCGUCGACGAUGUCUUCGAGGACCUCGACGCAUUCGCCGUCCUUCAAUGGAGGCGUCAGAAGGGAGCCUGUGCCGCCGCCACGAGGACCUGUAGCUGCUGUUUAUGCUCGGGGGUUGGCGUUUCUUUGAUUUAUUAGAAGAGAGCUUUUUCAAAUGGGCUGAUUCCGACAAAAAAGUUUAAGAAGGUUUUCUAAUUUUUUUCUUGUCUUGCUUGCAGAAGGCUGGGGUUGGAUCCAGCUCACAUAAGAUCGCAUGUGUUAUUAGUACACGUCAAAUCGCAUUUUUCUGAGGAGUACGGUUUCAAAAACCUACUGGUCAUUUUUUCAGACUUCUAUAAAUCGUCGAAGAACUGAAAAAAAACACGUUUUUUCCGCUUUUUCCCCGCUUUUAACUCUUAGUGGAGAGCUUUCCUUUUCUCGAUGUACUGGGCUCUUCAGUUUGACACGUUCUUUACUGAACUGAAAUUUUAAAUCCAAUCUUCUGACUCUAUAUAGAUCUCUUAGGAUUUUAAAAAAGUUUAGCACACUUUAUCGUGAUUUUUUAUUUCUUAACAUUGUAUCUCCUUUGAAAGGCGAUUUUCUCUUUCUGGAUAACGGACUCUGAUAAGUUCAGUCUAUACUCAGUAAAAAAAGCCAAAAGAACCCAAAAGCUGAAAAAGUUUUCUGAUUUAUCAUGUUUCUCAUCCUAUUCAGGAAGGACAUUCCUACGACUGCCCAUGCAAGCGAAGACAAAGAAGACGCGAACCUUCGGGAGGAGAUCCAGAGACUCGACCGAGACAUCACAAACUUUUCUCUGAGUACCCUCGGCGACUUUUCUGACACUCGUCCCUUGAUGGACUCCUUCAAUAGACGUGACGCGGAUUUAGAAGCUAAAAGGUCUUUUUUCCUCCUAUUUUCAAAGUAAUAUUUAUUCGAAUUCAGCGCUCGUAGCCAACCAGAACCGAAGGUACGAUUCAUGACGGAUCAAGAAUUGAAAAAGAUGGAAGACAAACGGCUGAAGGAGCACAGGAAAGCGGAAGAAGCCCUUAAGUUAGAAAGACGUCGUGAAACCAACGAGCGGGAGGUUCUCGACAAUGGAGUCGAUGAGGAUUCGACCUCUUUGAGGUCUGAUUUUACGGAGUUACUCAACCUAACCCAUUUUUCCAUAACAGACUGAUUCUCACUUUAAAUCAAAAAAAAAAACCACAUUUAAAAAUUUUCAAUUCACAUUGUUUCAUAGGUUCAACGUCAGUAAGAACCGAAAUUCGGGAUUCUUUGAGUUUUGACUAGAAUUUGAAAUGACUAUAAAUAACUUUUCAGAAUUAGACUCAUCAAAGCGGUGAAUAAGUACUGAAAAGUUGAGAUAUCAAAAAAAAAAAGUUCCACGUACACUGAUUCGAAGAAAUAUCUACCUUCAAUGUAGAACCCUAUGGAAAUUUUACAAUUGGCUUGGCAAAAUAAGGCUGCAACCGACCCAAGAUGGCUUUCGCGCUAGAGCAUGAGAAAGCAUUAGAGCAACUUGAUAAGGUCCAAGUAGAAUGGAAUCCAAAUCUUUCCCACGACGCCUUAAGUUGGGUUUUGAAUACCACGGUUUUAGAUAGCGCUUUUAAAAAUUUAGAUUGUUAAAUGUCUUUAUAGCUUGAUACUUGAGCAAAAGAUGGUUUCUCUGGAAAGAAGUUUUUGAAAAGGCAAUACUUUAGCGCUGGUCUGUUGGCACGACGGUCUCAGACUUCGACCGACGGACCCGAUGGAUGGUCUCCCGAGGCUCAAGAAGCCUACAAACUGCUCGUCGAGUGCGGCACCAGCCUGAAGCACACUGCGACGCCUUCUCCGCCCCUUCCGUCGAGUUCUUCGUCCCGAUUCAAUACUCUCGAGAAGGUCCGUGGUGGUUAACAGCCUAGGUGCCACAAAAAAGACGAUUUUUUUUUAUUUAAAACACUUGAAAGCGAGACUUAAGAUGUAUUUCCUUCUUUUUAGAAAUUUUCGUUGUGUUUUCGUCAUUCUUCUUGAAAUACUGAAAUACUUAUUUUUUUAAUUUUUUUAGUGGAAACUAAAAAAAUGAUCGAAUUCUUGCUAAGAAUGCAUCCUGGCAAACCGAAAAUCAGGCUGAGAUUGUUUCAUUCCAUUUUUGUUCAGAAGCGAAUUUCUGGCGUUGAUCAACGGGCGAGCGUUUCUCCAGCUCCUCCGCCUCGACCAGUCACCCCUCCCCACGUGGCAGAAAGGGAGAGAAGUCAAAUCCGCGUGCUGGAAACAUCUGAGAAGAAGGAAGACGGCAUGGAAGAGAACGUCGAGAGUUAUACUCCUCAGAAACGCGUCCACAUCAUCGAGACGAAGCUCAUCGACGGACCUGCUAGGGGAAUGUCGCCGCCGCAGGUUUGAAGUUUUUCUACUUGGUUUUCUUGCUUUUUUCUUGAUGAGCUGCAUGAAAAAAGUUUGAAAAAAAUUUAUUGAUGCAAGUUUUUCAAUUCUUUAACUGUUAGGUCUUUUUCUCAAAAAAAUCCAUUAAUUUAUCAACUUCUGGUUGCCCAGGGUCCUUGUCCCGCGUUCACCACUCCUAUGGCACCCCCGAGGAAUAGUUUCGAAGCGAAGCCUCCGCCGGGAAGACCUCCAAAAACGCGACAGUUCCCGAUUGUCAUCGACGAGAGGAACUUAGCCUACGACAAUCUCAACGGUUUCGGAGCUGGCGCGAAAAAAAUCUGCCACCGCCUGUACCUCCGAAACCGAAAGUCAGGUGAGAGAAGCAAGACAGAAAAAAAUAAUAAUAGUUAGAGAAAAAAAUGGAGGAGUUAUAUAUUUCUAUGACUGUGGUUUUUAAGGUGAGCAUUGAUUUGUGAAGAGGCAAUCAAAGAGGCUUCUGAUGAUAAGACUUGAAUUUUUUUAAUGUUGAUCAAAAAAAUUCGUUGACGGAAUUCCAGCUUAAAAAUCAAAAAAUGAAAGAAUUCAAAGAAAAAUUUAAUUGAAGGCAAAAAGUGGAUAAGUUUAGACUUGGAAAAAUUUUUGCAUAGAAGUUUAAUUUAUCAGAUUGGGCAUUGUUCAUUAUUAUUUCAGUUUUGCCGAAGUUCCCAUUUCACCUCCAGAAGAAACAUCCAACGGAAGCUUCCCCAUUGCUCGGAGCAGCCUUUUUAAAAACCGGUGAAAGAAGAAAUCAUCAAGUUUUAAUUCAAUUAAAAAUUUUUCUUUCAUAUAAAUUAACUCUACUCCUUAUUUUUCGAAUAACUUGAAAGUUUAUUCCAUUAAUCUCUACUAACGUCAUUAUCAGUCAUUUUUUGAAUUGGUGCUAAAAGUUCCUAUUUUUCCUUGCCAUCGAAAUUUCUUUAUUUUCAAUUUCCGUUAUUUAUUUCCUGUUUCAGUUGUAAUUUUCUUGCCCAGGGAUCGUUUUCAACGCCAUUCGUUCUUGUCAAAUUUUUAUCAUCUGUUGUUGUUGGGGUCUGACUUUUUUUCACCCGGUAUGAAAUGCUCAUAUUGCUUUCAUUUCAUGUAUUAUGGUAUAUUAUAUUUCGCUCAACAAUCAAAGUUCUGUGUAUCAAGUGCCUGUUCAUUCUUUACAUUUGUCAUACAUUUUUUGGUUUCUUUCUCUGUGCGAAUACGCAUCAAAAAUUAAAAAUGCAAUUUGGAAGUUUCGCAGAGAUGUACUUUGAAGUGCAAUGAUUUUAAUUCCCUAAACUUUUUUUAACAAGUUGUGAAGCUUUCAAUUGAGUUUUCAUAAUAUUCUCUAGCAGAAUUUGUAAAAUUAUAUUCCUCAUGGGGUCAAAAAUUUAAAGCAAAACGAUAAAUUUAUUAAAGAUGAGUAAAACUCCACAUAACACCCUAAACGACUUGUUGAAAGUUUUCAUAAACCCAAAAAAUGUAAAAAAAUAUUUAUCAUUCAACUAAAACAAAGCAAAAACUGAAACGAAAAAACGUUGAUUGGCCUUUUCGACACCUCAAUAAAUAUAAUAAAAAUAGAAGGAUCAAAUGGGAGAUAAAAAAAGGUAAAAAAAGCCACAUCCUCUCAAAUUUCGAAAUAAUCAGUUUUGGAAUUUUUUUGACAUAACCUUGAAAUUUUUUUCAAAAAUUUUUUUAGUUGUGGGACUAAAUUUAAUAAUAGCAAGAUUUAGGGAAGUACGAAAUCGAAAGUAUAUGACUAAGAAAAGAAGAAAAUCGAAAUUAAAAAUUAAAAAUUUUAUAAACUGAUGGAAAUUGAUGAAGAAUAAUAUAGUUUUUAAAAAUGUUUAUAUUUUACAAAUUAACAAACCAAUAAGAAAAAAGAAGAAGAGAACGUGUGAAAAUGUUUCUCUAAACAAAGGAGGAAAGGCCACGCCACGCAGCCGUCUGCUCGUCUCAACCUCAUCCCAAAAUCGGCGUCUCUCCCGGAUUCGCGCUAGUCGGUUGGCGUCGGGACACACAGCAACGUAACUAGGACUCCUUUCCAUCGUUCAGUAUCGCUUCUCGGCCUAUUGGCUAAGAUCAAAGUGUAGUAUCUGUUCUUAUCGUAUUAACCUACGGUAUGUGCUCGAAUGAGUACAAUAUAGGUUAACUUAUUUUUGCAACCGAGAGUGGAUCCGGAGCUUGCUCCGACCGCUCAAGGGUCGUCCCAGCGUUGCACUGCUGCAGGGCACGGCCCAGACCUCCCAGGGGGUCAAAAAGAAAUGAUCCAAAAAAAAGGUACUGCUAACUUCAAAAGUACUUCAGAAUGUUGAAGUUUACAGGUUAUAUGUGAAAAGCUUCAAAGUUUUAGUAAAGCAAAAGUCGUCAUGAACAAUAGAAAAAAAUGAAUUACUGCUCGAGAUAAAAUUAUGACAUCUCAAAGAACUUCAGGUAAUCUUUGUUUUAAGGGAAUUUGAUAUAAAAAUAAAUGAAGAAAUCAUAUAUAUAUAUAUAAACGCUCAAAAAAACCAACUGAUGAAAGAAACCCAUCAACUACUUGAAAAAAAUAGAUAUUAUGAAAGUUAAUUAUGUUCAAGUAGAAAUAAAAUGCUUCAAAAAAACUAAUUUUGAACUUAUGGCCUAACAAACACCGAUAUGUUUUACAUUUAUAUAGUCAUCUUUUAAACAAAAUGUCACACGUUUGACCUGAGAAAUGAUCACAAAAAACGCUUUAAAAAUACAAAACCAUUUCCGACCAAUUUUCCCAAAUUUUCUACUCCUGAAUAGUCAUUUUUCGAACACAAAGUCGAAACUUCUUCUAAAAAAUCGCCAAAAUAAAAACCACUGUCAAAGUACUGGAAAAUUUUAAAUUAAAAUUGUUCUAAGUCUCUUGAGAGAAUAAAAUCUACUGAAUUCUUCUGACCAACUAUUUCACAGUUUUUUUCAAUGCAGCAAGCUGUUCGUGUAGCAACAAUGAGAGGAAAACGAGUUUUCAAGGGCUUUCCUUUUAAUCUCCCAAACAGCGAUUCACAAUUGAUUCACUCCAUUGUCCUUUUCUUUUUUUAACACCGUUCUAAUUUUUUCAAGGCAACUUUCAAAUUUAUGAUAUUCACGUUGAAUUAUAUUUUAUAAGCACUUAUAUCUCCGUAGAAUUUGUUUUCUUUGCAGCUGACAAAUGCCAUAACAACAAACAUGAUUACUUUGUAGUAUUUGAUCAGUUGAGUGUUUUUUUUUUUCGGCUCUUAUCAAUGUCAGUCGUUGUAAAAGCUGUUUUCCAUUUUUUUUACUUAGUCCUCAGACAAUAACACUACGUUAUUCUUUCGGGUUUUUUUCCCAAUAAAAAAAUUUUUUGAACAAUUAGAAAUUUGAUUUUCGCGCGUUUUUUUUUCCCGCAUUACGCGAAUGGUCGCUCUGUCGCACCAAUUCAAAAAUUCUCUUUUUCUUUUUUUUAUAAUAUUUUGUUUUCAAGCUUCGUUCAAAAACUUUCUGAUACUUUUUCAAGGUGAGCAGCUUGGAUUCGGCAGAAAAACUUUUUCCAUUAAAUGAUUUCAUCAGACGAUGUUUCAACAUUUUAUCUCCAGUCAUAAUUCAAUGAUAAGAAAGUCAAAGGUUCUCUUUUUAUCUAAAGCUGGCCGUUUUUUUGUAGUUAAAGAAGGAAAAAUUGUAGCUUUUUCCCGAAAUGUUCUGUUCUCACCGUUUGUCCAAUCUAGUCAAAGUUGAACAAACAGGAAGUUUUUUUUUACGUUGCGCGACAAAAAUUCAGUUCCGUUGACGAUUGUCGAAUCCGUUUUGAACGUUUUUCAGCACUUGAAUAGUGAUUUGAAUUGUUUUUGUAGCGAUUCUGUGAAUAGUGUCCUCUGGCGUAAACAUUUUUCAGUUAUGGUUUGUUAUCUAUAGAUAAUUCGCGAGAACCCGGAUGUCUCAAAGGCUGCAGUCGUACUGAGCCUUCACGCAUGCCGUUCACAGCCAGACAAAAGCUGCAGAACGUUGUCCGUUUCCAUAUGACUUCUCGCUUUACUUGGGCCCUUUUCGGUGCUGUCAUUAUUAUUUUUGGUUUGUGAAGGAAAUGAAAAUCCCACGUUGUUUGAUAAUUUCAAGUACUCGUCUCGAAAGCUUCGAAUAAGGUCAUUCCUCAACAAGAGAUUAUAAAGGCCACCACUUUGCAACAAAUGCCUGACGAGAAGAAUAGUGCGGAUAUGGAAGGCCAUGGAGAACAGCCGGCGAAUGAGAAUAAGAGGUUUUGAAUUGAAAUUUGUGGCUUAAAAAUCUUUGCUUAUCGAGAAAAGUCUCGUUUCAUCUCGCGGAACUUUCUGAAUUGCCAGGAUUUUUUUUUUUGAAGUUUUUUUGAAGUCCCAAAUAAACAUUUUGAAAAUCUCUGAAAAAAACGUUCUAGUUUUUUUGAUAAAUUAGAAUUUCAAAUUUAAAAAAAUGGCUCAUUUUAAUGGAUUCUAUUUUUUUCCUUAUAAAUAAUAAGUUCUAUUGGGCGGAAUGUUAUAACAUUUUUCUUGUACCUUAAAGAGUAAUCUGGUUUAUUUUCAUGGAAUAACCGCCAUGUGAAUUGACCUUUUGUAUUUAGUUCUGAAAGCUUCAAAAAUUCAAUUUUAAAAUGAGCUAUAAAAGAAAAUGUUCUGAAAAGAAAGUGAAAUCAAGUUUUUCCGAAUAGGAAUACUGGAGAAGAUUCGAUGAUGGCAACUUUGUUGGAACGAAUAAAACUGAUGGAAGAAGAAAUCGCGUCGCUUCGUUCUCGCGUCAGCGAUUCGGAAGAUCGCGCCGCGGUUCCGGCAAAUUUCGCCGUUCCCACGACGUUGGUUUUUUUUAUUAGUAAAAUUAUUGUCAGUUUGCCUUCGAUUAACAAUUGAAACACCUAAAUAAAAUCCUGAAAAAGAUACUUUUAGGUUUUUUUUUUUGAAGCUUUUUUAGCGUUGAUUCUUUACUCAGGCUCAGUUUUAAAGUUUUAUGAUAAUUUUUUGAUUGGGUUUCAUGUAAAAUUCUUGAGAAUUCCUUUUUUGAGUUCUUUUUCUGAAAAUGUUCCCGGAGACCGUAUGCAAUAAAGCGGAAAACGAUUUUCCGUCAUUUUCCUCAAAGAAAAGGCCUGAACUUGCUAGGAUAUCAUUGAUUUUGAAUUUAUCUGUUGUGAUAAGGUUUUAUAAAAAGAUUCGGAUACACACGAAACAAUUUCAAUGUGAAAGAGACCAAUUGUAGUCAUUUUCGAGUCUGAUAAAAAUGGCGGAAAAUAAUUUUCCACUUUAUUGCCUAGGGCUUCAGCAAAAAGCUAUCCAAACUUUGGCCAAAAUUGGAGAGAAUUCAUAUUUUUUUUAACUUCGUAAUUCAAUUUUUUCAGUAAGACGUAUCCAUCUGUAAAGUAUCGAAACGAAGAAACUCGUAAGAGAAUUCUGGUGACCGGUGGCGCCGGUUUUGUCGGUUCUCACCUCGUCGACAAGCUCAUGAGCGACGGACACGAAGUUAUUUUUCCAUUUGUUUAUUCACGAAACGUUCUUUUUAGCUUUUUGAACGUUAGUUUUUUUCGAAAAAAAUUCCAGUUUUAUUGAGAAUUUUCAACAUUUUGCUCCAAUUUUAUCCACUGAAUUUAGUCUGUGAAAAUUAUUUAAUUUUUUUCAAACUUCGAAUUCUACUAAACUGAAUUAUUAUAAAGAUUUGGAGGUUUACAGAAAUUCAUUUGAAUUUAUAAAUUUUCAAUUUUUUUUAUUCGAAUUUUUUUAUAUUUCUACGAACCUUCUCUCGGUUUUUAAGACAAAAGCUUGUAGAAAACUUCAAAAACGUUUAAUUUCCAGGUGAUUGCCUUGGACAAUUACUUCACCGGACGGAAAAGAAAUAUCGAUCAUUGGAUAGGUCAUCCGAACUUCGAAAUGGUCCAUCAUGACGUCGUGAAUCCAUAUUUUGUCGAAGGCUGGUUUUUCCUCAUUUCUAUUCUUGAUUUUACCUUAUCAUUUUAAAUAUAUUAGAUCUCAUAUGAAAACAUUUUUUUCAGAUGACCAGCUUAAUUUUUAAUUUUUUUAAAGAUGGAAACUAAUUAUUUGUAAUUUUUUUGCCACUUGAUAGAGUGAAUAGGAUACUUUCAGAUAGGUAUAAAAGCAUGAUUUCGAUUUUUUUUUCUUCGAAAAAAAUAUUUAAAAUUUUUGUGCCGUCGUUGUCUCUCUAACUCUUGAAAAAUUGAAGAUCUUGAUAGUUUUUACGAAGAAAAAAAUCUCAUUUAUACUACUUCACUGUUUCGAAGAUUUUUAAUAAGUUAGGAGUUUUUUGCUGAAGCGUUUCUUGCUUUUCACAGUGUCGCAAAGCAUUUUUUUCAGUAAAGAAAUUUUCAACUAAAACACUUGAAUUUAAUUUUGAGUCUAUUUUGGAUCUAAUUUAACCUAAAUAUUUGAUUUCGAGACCCUUUGAGUUUGAAAGGCCCAUAAAAAGUAUGUAUAAAAAAGUAAGUAUGUAAAAUGAAACUAUUCUUAUCACUUUUCUGUCAAGUUUUGUUCAGUGAGAAAGAAAUAAUUUAGCCUGGAAAAUUUUAAAAUUUUUCCAGUUGACCAAAUCUAUCACUUGGCGUCGCCCGCAUCCCCACCGCAUUACAUGUACAACCCCGUGAAAACCAUCAAAACCAAUACUCUUGGCACGAUCAACAUGCUCGGUUUAGCCAAGUUAGUUGGAAUUUUUGCAUUUUUUAUUAAAACUAAAUAAUUUAAGAAGAGUCAAAGCGACUGUCCUGCUGGCCUCGACUUCGGAGGUUUAUGGGGAUCCUGAGGUUUUUUUUAAUUUUUUUUUUUCUGCUCGUUUAUAAUUUUUUUUUAAACUUCACUGCUGUGUUAAAGUUAACUUGAGCGAUUUUAAAAAUUCACGUUUUUUUCUUUCUUUCAAGUCGUAAAGUUCAUAGGAAGCCUCCGAAAAAAAUUGGGCUUUACACCGCAAAAAACGGUACAAAAAUUAUAACUUUAGUGAUACUCUUUGUCAAUCCGAAAAAGAGAUUUAUUUGAGGAACACCCGCAACCGGAAACUUAUUGGGGCCAUGUUAACACGAUCGGUCCUCGCAGUUGCUAUGAUGAAGGAAAACGUGUGGCCGAGUCUUUGAUGGUUUCCUACAACAAACAGGUUGAUUUUAAACAGAAUAAAAAGUUUCAGGGUUAGAAAAAUGAAUUUUUUUCAAAUUUUGUGGCCUUCAUGAAAAUUCCGAAAAAAACUUUGGAAUCGAAAAAUUUACUUUUUAGAUUCUUCCAGUUUAUCAUCAUCAUUGGCUAGCUCAUUUUGGUAUAAAUAGAAUCUUUUUAGGGCCAUAAGACCUCUCAUAAAAAAAGUCAAAAAUGAAAAUAAAGUCAGUUUUUCGUUCUUCUAUAGUAGGAUAAUUUUUCAAAGACUCAGGUUUCUCGGAGAGAUAGAGAACAAGGUAACAAAAAGAAAAAAAAUUACGUUUUUAUAGGCAAAUUUUCCUCAUUGAUUUUCAAAGUUUUUCAAUUUUAUGGUUGUUCUGAAAUGGCUUUCGCUUUGGGUGUUAUAGCGUAAGCUUUGCGAAAAGUUUGAAGUUUCAUUUUUAUCCUUUUUUGGGAGGUUUAGUGCCUAUUUUGUUCCUAUCGAAGUUUGACUAAGACCUGAGAACAUAUAUUUUAGAGAUCUUCUUGUUCUGGUUGAAAGUUUGUUCAACUUUUAUUCAUUUUACAAUGUUUUUAAUCACUUUUUGAUAUUUUAUCGAAGAGAAAAGUCAGAGUUAAUGAGUGAAAUUCAUAAUUGAGAAGUUCGAUGUUUGGAAGUAAACGGAAUAAAGAAAGUUCUUCAGGAAAAGGUUCCGAUCCGUAUCGCGCGAAUCUUCAACACGUUCGGCCCUCGGAUGCACAUGAACGACGGAAGAGUCGUCUCGAACUUCAUCAUCCAGGCCUUGCAGGACAAGCCGAUGACGGUUUGUUUCAUGCUAUAGAAGAGCCCAAAUUCAAUCAAAUAUUUAAAAAAACUAGAAUACCAUAGUGAUGUUGUAAUGGAGAGAAAAGAUUGUCUUUUUUGAAUUAUUCCUAUUUUCCCAUAAAAUUUCGGGUUUUUUUCAGAUUUAUGGCGAUGGAAAGCAGACGCGGUCCUUCCAAUACGUUUCGGAUUUGGUGGACGGCUUGGUGGCCUUGAUGAACAGCAACUAUUCCCUGCCGGUCAACAUCGGAAACCCCGAAGAACACACGAUCGCCGAGUUUGCUACCAUCAUUCGGGACCUUGUUUCUGGUUUGUGUAUGUAGAGUUUUUAUCAGACUGCAUGGUGCAAUCUUCUCCCCCAUAAUUUUUAAUUUUCCGUUCAAAAUAACCCCGAUGAAACGGAUAAGAUCCUCACUAGUCAGAGAAAGAAUUUGAAAAAAAAGAGAGGUGUAGAUCAUUUCAAAAUGGAAUAAAAUGAUCAUUUUGAACAACUAGCUUCUCUUCAUUUUGGGUAGAUAAUUGACAAGGAAGCGUAAAAUUCCAACCGUGCUUUUCUCGAUCUCUCAAAGUUUAUUAUUCAUUUUCAGGAAGCAAGAGUGAAAUACUCAACAUGGCGUCUCAAGAAGAUGAUCCGAAACAACGGCGACCGGAUAUCACAAGAGCGGCCAAGGAGAUUUCCUGGCAUCCUAAGGUAAUAUCUCGAAAUAUUUUUGAUUUUUGAACUGUUCUCACGUGAAAUUGGAGUCAUGGUUCUCUCGUUCAACAAUUUCAGCUCUUGGAAAAUUUUAUUCGAACUCGAAAAAUUUUCAUCUAUUCAUUUUUUACCUUGGUUUUGUUAUUUAUCAUUUUUGGUCCUUUUAAAAGUUGUAUUCUAGUCAAAAAAAAAGGUUAACCUAUUUUUUUGCUUUCGUUUUCAUAUUCAUCCAUUUUCUUGGAAAGCUUUAUUACAGUCAAAAAAUAAGGUUCCUCAAUUUAUUUCCCGCCUUGGGUUCUAUUAUUUAUCAAUUUUGCUCGUCGGGAAAUUUUCAUUCUAGUCAAAAAUAGGUAUAUUGAUCUUUUCUUAUCAUAUUUCUGCUAAAAAAAAAAUCGAGGGUAGAUUAAAAUUUUAAUAUUUCACGUGCAGCAGUGAUUAUAAUCGAUUGUAGGAGGAAUCCGGAUUAGGUUUUUUUUUUCUCAAAAUUUAUAAUUUUCCCAUCUUAUUUGAAGUAUCUUAUACAGUGCUUUCUCAAAAAAAGAACCUUCUUGAUGAAAAGUUUUUUUUGACAGACAGGCAAAAUAAUUCGAUUUUAACGUUUUAGUAUUCCCUUUUUUUUUGCUUUGUUACGCUCUAAUUUUCAGGUCACAAUGAAAAAUGGCCUCUUGAGAACCAUCGAGUAUUUCCGCGACGAGUUGGAAACGAAUAAACGAGGCGGAAAACCACUGCCCCAGGCCGUCUUCCAGACCGGAUUCGAAAGCCGCUGA
Molecule: messenger RNA, 21652 nt
Organism: Caenorhabditis auriculariae
Lineage: Eukaryota; Metazoa; Nematoda; Chromadorea; Rhabditida; Rhabditidae
Source: the annotation of a GenBank genome assembly